Molecule: messenger RNA, 1667 nt
Organism: Sorex fumeus (smoky shrew)
Lineage: Eukaryota; Metazoa; Chordata; Mammalia; Eulipotyphla; Soricidae
Gene: BCL6B
Product: BCL6B transcription repressor
Exons: 9
Coding region: 93-1532 (479 amino acids)
Biological process (GO): regulation of transcription by RNA polymerase II
Molecular function (GO): DNA-binding transcription factor activity, RNA polymerase II-specific; RNA polymerase II cis-regulatory region sequence-specific DNA binding; protein binding
Source: RefSeq, a predicted model, not a curated record
GCCUGAUAAAGGAGCGGGGGCCCUGCGCCCGGCGAGACCCCGCCCCUGCGGCGAACAGAAGCAGCCCCUGCGGGACAGGGGUCUGCAUCGCCAUGGGCUCCACUACGGCCGCAGAGGGAGCCCUGGGCUACGUCCGCGAGUUCACCCGCCACUCCUCCGACGUGCUGGGUAACCUGAACGAGCUGCGUCUGCGCGGGAUCCUCACCGACGUCACGCUGCUGGUUGGCGGACAGCCUCUUCGAGCUCACAAGGCCGUUCUCAUCGCAUGCAGUGGCUUUUUCUACUCAAUUUUCCGAGGCCGUGCAGGAGUCGGGGUGGAUGUGCUCUCUCUGCCUGGGGGCCCUGAAGCUGGAGGCUUCGCGCCUCUACUGGACUUCAUGUACACUUCACGCCUCCGCCUCUCUCCCGCGACUGCACCAGCCGUCCUUGCAGCAGCCACCUACUUACAGAUGGAGCAUGUGGUACAAGCAUGUCAUCGCUUCAUCCAGGCCAGCUAUGAACCUCUGGGCAUCUCGCUGCGACCCCUGGAGGCAGAACCCCCCACGGCCCCAACAGCUCCUCCACCAGGCAGUCCUCGGCGCUCCGAAGGGAACCCAGACCCGCCUACUGAGUCUCGCAGCUGCAGCCAGGGCCCCUCCAGCCCAGGCAGUCCAGACCCCAAGGCCUGCAACUGGAAAAAAUACAAGUUCAUCGUGUUAAACUCUCAGGCCUCCCAAGCAGGGAGCCUGGCAGGGGAGAGGAGUUCUGGGCAACUUUGCUCCCAAGCCAGGCUCCCCAGUGGAGAUGAGGCUUCCAGCAGCAGCAGCAGCAGCAGCAGCAGCAGCGAAGAAGGACACAUUCUGGGUCCCCCGAGCAGGCUCUCUCCAACUGCUGCAUCUCUGCAGUUCCAAUAUGGGGCUUCAGCCAGUAGCCCUCAUCUCUUCACAACCCAGACUCGAGAGACCAAUGAAACAACAUUGGGGCGGGCUCAUCCACCACCAGGAAGCGACUUUUUCAGCUGCCGGAAGUGUGAGGCUGUGGCAGGGUGCUCAUCAGAGCUGGAUUCCCAUACUCCUGGAGACAAGGAUAAACCUUACAAGUGCCAGCUCUGCCGGUCUUCCUUCCGCUACAAGGGCAACCUGGCCAGUCACCGCACUGUGCACACAGGGGAAAAACCCUACCACUGCUCCAUCUGCGGAGCCCGCUUUAACCGGCCAGCUAACCUGAAAACACAUAGCCGCAUCCAUUCGGGAGAGAAGCCCUACAAAUGUGAGACCUGCGGCUCGCGCUUUGUACAGGUGGCGCAUCUGCGUGCGCAUGUGCUGAUCCACACUGGAGAAAAGCCCUAUCCCUGCCCCACCUGCGGGACUCGUUUCCGCCACCUACAGACCCUCAAGAGCCACGUUCGCAUCCACACAGGCGAGAAGCCUUACCAUUGCGACCCCUGCGGCCUGCAUUUCCGGCACAAGAGUCAACUGCGGCUGCAUCUGCGCCAGAAACAUGGAGCUGCUACCAACACCAAAGUGCACUACCACAUUCUGGGGGGACCCUAGCUAAGCGCAGUUCAGACUGCACUCGCCUCCUGCAAGCUCAAGCUUGGCUCCCCUCUCUGACUUGAGCAUGGGAGUAUGCAAGACAAGCCCCUCUGCCCCUCACUCCCCCCCCCCCCCAUGCCCCCAAUCAUGAAC